GCCGCUGCCCCUCACGGCGCUCCCCGCGCUCGGGCGGGCAGGCACGGCGGCUCUCCCCGCCCCCGGGGCAGCGGGAAGGGGCGGCCCCGCCGCCGCCCUCCCGCCCCUUAAAACUCCCCGUUGUCCGGGCGGCCAGGAGGUAGCGGAUCCUGCGGCGCGGGAUGGAGGUGGCGGCGGGACAGCCGCGCUCCCUGCUCAGAGCCCUGGCCGGGGCCCGGCCCCAGGAGCGCCCCGGCUGCCCCCCGGCCUCCUCCGCCAAGGCCGAGGCGCGGGUGCUGGUCAUCAACACGGGCGGCACCAUCGGCAUGGUGCAGGACGUCAAGGGGCUUGCUCCUGAGGCCAAUAAAUUAGUAAGCAGUUUGAAAACGAUGCCGAUGCUGCACGAUGAGGCGUAUGCCCGGGAAACAAAACUGAACAACUGCCAUGAAUUCCCAGAGAACACACUGGUGCUCCCUCUCUCCAAGCAAAACAAGAGAAUUUUUUACACAAUCCUUGAGCUCUCGCCACUGCUUGACUCUUCCAACAUGACACCAGAUGACUGGGCCAAAAUUGCAAAGAAACUUGAGGAGCACUAUGAGAAGUACGAUGGUUUUGUGAUCCUGCACGGUACUGAUACUAUGGCGUACACAGCUUCAGCCCUGUCCUUCAUGUGUGAGAACCUGGGCAAAACUAUUGUUCUGACAGGAUCUCAGGUGCCCAUUUAUGAGCUGCAGAAUGACGGCCGAGAUAACCUUCUGGGGGCACUGCUGAUGGCUGGGCAGUUCGUGAUUCCCGAGGUGUGCCUGUAUUUUUAUAAUAAACUGUACAGGGGAAAUAGGGUGACUAAGGUGGAUGCUGGGAGUUUCAAUGCCUUUUCCUCACCUAACCUGCCUCCACUUGCAAAUGCUGAGGUUGAUAUUACAAUAAACUGGGAAACGGUUUGGAGAGCCAAUACCAAAAAGAAAUUCCGAGUUCACACCAAUAUGAACAGGAAUGUUGGACUGCUGCGGAUCUUCCCAGGAAUCACUGCUGCUGCUGUAAAAGCAUUUCUUCAGCCUCCAAUUGAGGGCAUAGUACUUGAAACGUAUGGAAGUGGCAAUGCCCCAGACAAGAGAGAAGAUUUGCUGGAAGAACUGAGGAAAGCAGCUGAACGCAAAGUGGUGAUUCUGAACUGCACACAGUGCCUGCGUGGGUCUGUUAAAACAGUCUAUGCAACAGGGCAGAUUCUCGCUGAUGUUGGAGUAAUUCCUGGAGGUGAUAUGACACCAGAGGCAGCCCUAACUAAACUGUCAUACACGCUCAGCAAGAGAAACCUUAGCUGGGAGGAGAAGAGGCAGAUGCUGAGUGAGAAUCUAAGAGGAGAAAUGACUGUUGUACCCACAGGAGCCAAGAUCUCUUUGAGAGAUAGCAAGUUUAUUCAAGUGAUUGCCAAAUCUCUAAGUAUCAGCAGCAAGGAGGAGUUAGAAGCUGUACGAGAUGCAUUAAUUCCACCUUUGGCUUGUGCUGCUGCUAAACUGGGUGACAUAGAUGCACUAAGAGCCAUAGCAGAAAUGGGUGGAAACCUGAGCUGUGGCGACUACGACGGCCGAACUCCACUGCACAUUGCAGCCUCUGAAGGGCACCUGCCCUUAGUUGAGUAUUUGUUGAUGUCUGGUGCGACUGUUUAUGCCAGAGACAGAUAUGGAUCUACCCCACUGAUGAACGCCAUCAAGUUCAGAAGUGAGAGUGCAGGACCAUGGGCUGUCUGCUCUCUUUCUGCCCUUCCCUUUCUCAUCAAGACCAGACUGUUUCAGUUGGCACAAAAUAUACCGGUUCACCUGGUCUGUCAAGCUGCACUUAGCUCCCUGGGAGGUCUGACAGUCCUGGAUUACCAUGGGCUGCAGGAAUAACUGGAAGGCUUCUUCUGUUUCCAAGAGCAGCUGUGGAAAGCUCACCAGGCUCUCUGACUGUGAGAGCUGGCAUGCGGCGUGGCCGCGCUGUGCUAUUGCCAUUCCUCCUGCAUGGUCCCAAACAGCUUGGUGGCUGCUGCUUUACCUCAUGAAUAAAUAAACUCUGCAGUCUUAAAGCAAAAACAAGCCCAACAGCAAAUCAAACAAAUAACCUUGGAGUUGAAUAGAGGUGGCUCUGGUCCAAUGUGAGAAAAUGCUAAAGCAUUAGAUACUAUUAGAUGUUCCUGCAAAUCAGGCACCUACUUUUUUUACCGCACCCAUCUACCGCCUGAGGAAUUUCACAUGAGCUUGUUGUUUGGAUUCCUUAGAAUUGCCACUCCUAUAUUCGACUCCUACUAUGACUCUUAAGCUCUUUCAAACUGCACACCCAUUUUGAUGCAGGGAAUUGUAAAAGGAAACGGCACCCUGACCAUUUUCAGUUUCUCUUUUUGUUUCUACUGUUGGAAUGAGAGGAAGAGUUGACUUAGAACUAAUCUCAUAAAUGUGUAUUUAUGAUCUGCUGUGUACUCACACUGCAUUUCACACUGGUAAGCAUAUAAAGGAGAAUGCUAAAGAGCAGACAGCUGUAUAUGUGUGUAAUUAGAUACCCACUAAAAAGAUUUCUGCUACAGAAGUAUUUAAAUUCUAUUUAUUAAACACUUGCAAGCUGAAAGUGAAGAGAUUAUCCUGAUAGAAAGUGGCAGAGGGAAGGAGUGUGUGUGGGGGGAAACUGAUGAAAUGAGUAGUCAAUGCUUUAAACUGUUUAAUAUUGUAACUUUCUCAAUUUUAGUGAACAUUGCAUCAUCUUAAUCCCAUUUUCUGAGAAUUAAUAUUUGUUUAAUUGGCAUUUAACUGCAAUACAGUAUCCACUCAUCUUAAAAACAGCUUUCUUCUAGUCUUUUAUGUAACAUUUCUCAGUGGCUUGCCUUUUAACCAGCGUGCAAACCUGUAUAAUGAUGACUGAUUUCUCUCUUCCAUUUAUUAAUUUGUAAAGAUGACCAGGAGUUAUGUCUCUUCUUAAAAGCUUCUUAACAUAGCACUGUCAGCUGAUAGACCAGUGACUUGAUUUAUGUCAAUGACAGUCUCUUAAAUUUUUUUACUUUAAGUGACUCUUUCUUUGUUUCUUUUUAAAUAAGAAAUAAACUACUGCAUUUCCGCUUUUUCAUUUGUAAUUCUGCAAUUUGCCUGUAGUCUCUCUCACUUAAUGCAUGAAGCUAAACAGACCACUGUUAAUCUAGGCCAGUUGCUUGACAUAUCAAAAUAAGUAGCAUUCCUUUAAUUUCUUACAGCACCCUCAAGGGAUAAUUAAUUUUCAAAACAAUAGAAUAAUAUUUUUUUAAUAACAGAAACUCUCUCAGCAGGAAAAUGUCUUGAAUAAAAAUUGUGUAUAUUUUAAGUAGUAAAAGUGCUUCCAUUUACUUGUAGAGCAGUGGUAAAAGGUUGAAAAUGGGGAGUUGCUCAUACAGUGCUGUGAGAACAUCAGAUUAGAGGUAGUAAAAUUACCUCCCACGUAAAUAUGAAUUUAAAUACUUGAUAUUUUGAAAGGUUACAUUUACAUUACUUCAGGUAAUCUAAGGCAGAGAAAAAAUCUACCUACCAUUGACUCCAAGAAGCACAUUGAAGCCUGUCCUUACAGUGUUUGAGCACAAAAUUCCCACUGAUACCAUGCAGAAAACCAAAUAAGUGAAACUAAGCUGAUCCUGCCAUAACCAUUCUGGUUGCUAGGGGAGCAAGCAUGAAAAAGAAUGAAGCCAGUCAAGUUUGGAUAUACAUUACACCUGCAUUUCUUUAAGGAGAGUUGGUGGAAGGUGUGCAGCCUAAGGCCCCAGUCCUGCAAACUCUUACAUGUGUGUUAAUUUCACAUGUAUGAUUCAUCCCUUUUGAAGUUGAUUCACUUUUAAUAAGUGUCUGCCAGGUGAGGGCCUGGGAUGACAGGUACUGUACAGAACCUGGAUUCCUGUGCAUCCAGAGCCCUCAUGAACUGGUAAGAGUGUGGAUGUCUUUACCUAGAACUCAAACUUUGCUCAUAGUGCUGAAUGUUGAAGACUGCACCAAAUCAGAUAGUCUGCUAUUAAUAUAUUAAAAUAUUAGUAUACACUCGAGUUUUAAUGUCCAGUGUUAUCCACAAUGGAACCUAGCAGGUAGGAAACACUACAAAUGUCUUUAUUUACUUGUUUUUUUUCCUUCAGAGAGGGAUGAAUAACUGAUACUACUAAAGUAGUUAUGCUCAAGUAGCAUAUGCAGAAUAAUGUUUCUACAGCCUGUGUCUGACCAAGAGCCUUGGUUUAGUGACAGAACACAGUAAGAAAAGGGAGGGUCAGGAACAGCUCACAGGUGACAAUGCCAAGCAUUUGUUUUUUGCUAGGCAUUAUGAGGUGGGGCUAAAAUGAGCAUGGAGCUGUGCAAGCCACGGCUGACAUGGGGAGGUUGCCAUCCCUCUGCACCUUGAGCACUGACUGUCCAGCAGUUCUUCUGUUCUUGGUUUUGUGCUGUCACCUUUGAACAGUUCCCAAGAAGUUCAUGGCUUAUGACAUCACCUGAACUUCAGAGCAGCUCAGCUGUGACCCUUGUGAGGGUUUUGUAAAGCCACCAGGAGAGCAGCACUUAAAGAAACAAUUUCUAAAGACAAAUACCUCUCCUGUGCCUAAGACAUAACAGUAUCAGAAAAUUCACAGGCAGGCUCUUGAGAUACGAGGAACGCCCUAGUGGCAGGUACAAGGCAGCAGGAGUGGUGCUCGGAGAGGGCUGAAGUUUGUUCAGAAUGUCGAUAGCGCUCGGGUGCAAGCAGGAACACGCUGCAGCGCGCCUUGCCUCUAGCAUACUUCUCAUGUUGAGUGGUGGGAAUGUCAGCGGUGGUCUCUUUGCUUUCUUGGACUUCACAGCCACACUACUAAAUCUGACACUUCUAAAAUUUGCAUUACUAUUUGUCCCUAGUCUUCCUUUCCCUUAUCCUGUCUUUAACAAGUAGUAGUACACAGCGCUUCUUCCCAUUUUUCCAAGAAAUGUGACUUUGAAUGACUCAUAGGGACAUUGUACUUCUGUUUAGAAAUGCUUUAUUGUAAGCAUUUAUUGUAAACACUAUCAGUUACAAUGCUUACAAACUUAAUUUAUUUCAAAUUACUUUUAUUUUUUCCUUGUUUAAAUUUGCUGUAUUAAAUGAGCAGGGUAAAUGAUCCCAAAUCUGUCUGUAGCAGAUAUUUACAGAGUCCCACUCAGAGCAGUAAUGGCUGUAUGGUGUGAGUGGGGUGUGAAGGGCUGUCUGGAGAGAUUCUUCCUACCAGUAAGGAGUAAAUAGUUACAACAGGAAGAGAAAAUCUGUCUUUUUGCUGGUAUCUAGAGAUACAGACCUCAUAGGUGGAGCACACUGAGGGAAGAUACCACACAUUACAUGCGUUGCAGCCUUUAAUCUUUUAGUGCUGUCCCAUAGCAAAGCUUUUGUUUUAAAAAAUGCUAAUUUCAUGCUGAGAUUUCCUGUAUAAGGUGCGAAAUGAAGAACACUGCAGGGCAGUCCUUGGAGAGUAAACAGACACUCCCCAUGUUCUGUUCAGUACCCAAUGAGAGCCUGAGUGAACAGACAUGUUCUACUUUAAUCUAUUUCAGGUCAAACUUCAUUUCAGCUAAUUACUGUUUGGAUUAAGCCUAAAAACUAAAAAAUUCAUACAUGUAGAAUUUAUGCCUUACCAUGGGUUGAAGAGUAGGAGAGCAUGCCAUUAUUUGCUGGCUCAAGGAGAUGCUUGUGGAUGACGAGCCAUGUCGUAAGGGACCCACCUGAGAAAAUAUUUUAGAUAACUGAAAAAACUUGAGGCAUGUGCUGUCCCAGCAAUGCUUUGCUAUGAAGCAAAGGAAGAUUUUUUUUUUUUACUGUCACCUGGAACAAAGUACAAUUUAAAAAAAAUAAUCUAUCUCCUAGGGUCAUUAACCUGUGUUUGGAAAAGAAAGAUGAUUCCUAUAGCACAGGUACAGUUCUUUGGUUAGUUUAGAAACUAAAGAUAUUUCAUGGAACAUAAAAGCUUACAUAGGCUUCAUAUAGAUAACUGUAAAGUAACUUCUGACUGAAGAUGGAAUUUCCUAAAAACAGGCAGAGGGAUUAGAUAACUAGUUUAGUCCAAUUCAAAAAUGGAAAGGCCCAUUGCUACCACCAAGUGAUUUAGCAGAAAGUGUAUGUGAGCAUACUUCUUUAUUUUUAAUUACUGCAGAUGAUCUUUUAGGUAAUUGGUUGGAAAAACUCAUGUAUUUCCUAUUAAAUGACAAGUCUACCUCUUUAUUUGGAAGUGUUAUGUUAUAGCAAUUUACUUAAAAUAGGAACUAUGAAACCACUCCUGAUUUACUGGAGUAGUAGCUCUUUCUGGAGAAAUAAACCUGUGUUUUGGUUUGUACACUAGAUCAGUUGUUUAACAGAGGACCAUUCUGUCAUCUCCUUUUCAAACCUAGUUCUAAACCUUCCCCUAGGUUAGUUAUGAAAAACGUAUUUUGCAGAUUUUUUACUUGUCAUGUUCUUUUCUACCCACAAUAGCACCUUUAGAGAGCAGCCUUUCCACAGAGUUUCUUAAGCAUCUGAGUAAGAUGUAGGUGUUGAUUGGUAGUGCCAUUUGUCCCUUUAUCUCAAAGGAAAGGACAAGGAAGACCUCCUAAAAUCUCCAGGUAGAAAUCAAUAAUAAAUGUAUUGGGGGGAGUAAGUUAGAAAAAGAUGUGCUUUUCACAAAAGAGGUUCAAAAGAAUACUUGCCAUCAUUUUGAAGCCCUAAAAAUCUGCUUAGCUUUUCCAUUAGCAUAAAGAUUCAUUGCUUAUCUGCAAGACACAAUGUUUUAUUUAAGACUGAUAUGUAUGGGCAUUGUAUUUUUUAAAACACAGGAAUGAUGCUAUGUAAUAAAUA
Molecule: messenger RNA, 6780 nt
Organism: Passer domesticus (house sparrow)
Lineage: Eukaryota; Metazoa; Chordata; Aves; Passeriformes; Passeridae
Gene: ASPG
Product: asparaginase
Exons: 14
Coding region: 162-1868 (568 amino acids)
Biological process (GO): amino acid metabolic process
Molecular function (GO): protein binding; asparaginase activity
Source: RefSeq, a predicted model, not a curated record